GUCCUUCUUCCCUCCUCUCCUAGCUAGCUCACUCUCUACUCCGCAAUUACUUCACUUCCCUCUCUCUCUCUCUAGCCUUCGUUCUGUCUCUCUCUAUCUUUCAGGCUCAGAGACACCACGGCGAUAGCGACGUCUUUCUAUAUUUUCCCCUCCCUCUCUCAACUCAACCGUUCCAGAUCACGAAGAAAGGCUCAUCCAGUUCCUGUUAGAGAUAGAGAGAGAAGAAGAAACCGAUCAGAGUAAUGGUGGCCGGUAAGGUCAGAGUAGCAAUGGGCCUGCAAAAAUCGCCGGCGGCGUCCAACUCCAAAUCGGGAACCCCACCGCCGCCGCCUAAUAAACCUCCCAUCCCUUCCCCCAGCUGCGCCGCCGGCGGUAAACCGUCAUCCAACGGGAAAACCGUCUUCUCACGCUCAUUCGGCGUCUACUUCCCGCGCUCUUCCGCUCAAGUCCAGCCCCGCCCUCCCGACGUAGCCGACCUCCUCCGCCUCGUCGAGGAGCUCCGGGAACGGGAGUCCAGGUUGAAGACGGAGCUGCUCGAGUUCAAGCUUCUGAAGGAGACCGCCGCCAUUGUCCCCAAACUGGAGGGAGAUAUCUUCGCGAAGAACGCAGAGAUUGAGAAGGCGGCCACAAGAAUCGAGGCGUUGGAAGGGGAGAAUGAGAGGUUGAGAGCGGAAGCGGCGAGGUUCGCGGCGGAGAAGGAGGAGAGCAAUGUGAAGGUCAAGGCUAUGGAGAAUGAGAUUCAGGAGCUAAGGAAGGCGGCGUUGGAGAGGGAGAGGGAAAGAGAGAGCGAAGAGCUCUCGGCUUCUCAGAGGUUUCAAGGUUUAAUGGAGUUGACGAUGAAGUCCAAUCUGAUUAAGAAUUUGAAGAAAGGAGUAGGAGUAGCCAAGUCUGCGGCGGCGGCGGACGGCGUCAGCGAGGAGAACGGAAAUGCGUGCAAGCCGGAAAUGCCGGAGCUAACGGUGAAGCGGGAGGAAACGCUAAACGGUGACGGAGCACCGAGUCCGAGGCUUUCGAGGUGUAACUCGGAGGAAAUCGCUGAGUCGACUCUGUCUAACAUCAGAUCUCGCUGCCCUAGAAUCCCCAAGCCUCCGCCGAAACCGUCUCCGUCGUCAUUUCCGUCGGCCUCGUCGCCGCCGCCGUCUUCUGUCGCUGAACAAUCUGCUUCUGCUUCCGUUUCCGCACCGCCACCGCCUCCACCUCCCCCACCGCGGCCUCUGGCGUCGUCAACUGCGACUGCGAAACCAGCCCCGCCACCGCCGCCUCCUCCGCCGAAGGGGAUGAGAGCGGGAGCGGCGAAGGUGAGACGUGUGCCGGAGGUGGUGGAGUUCUACCACUCGCUAAUGCGGAGGGAUUCGAGGAAGGAAUCUGGCGGCUCCGUCGCCGAUGCGGGAGCGGCCACCGCCAAUCCCCGAGACAUGAUUGGGGAAAUCGAGAACCGUUCGGCGUAUUUACUGGCGAUAAAAACAGACGUAGAAACUCAGGGGGAGUUCAUAAGGUUCUUGAUCAAAGAAGUGGAGAGCGCUUCAUUUACAGACAUUGAAGACGUAGUGCCCUUCGUGAAAUGGCUCGACGACGAGCUCUCUUAUCUGGUGGACGAAAGGGCAGUUCUGAAGCAUUUCGAGUGGCCAGAACAGAAGGCCGAUGCGUUGAGAGAGGCAGCAUUUGGGUACUGCGAUCUGAAGAAGGUCGUAACAGAAGCAGCUUCCUUCCGAGAUGUUGCUCGCCAGCCAUGCAAUUCGGCUCUCAAGAAAAUGCAGGCUCUGUUCGAAAAGUUAGAACAUGGGGUGUACAAUUUAUCAAGAAUGAGGGAAUCGGCGACGAAACGCUACAAGGAGUUUCAGAUUCCGAUUGAUUGGAUGCUCGAAACAGGGCUUGUUAGCCAGAUCAAAUUGGCGUCGGUGAAGCUAGCGAUGAAGUACAUGAAAAGGGUAUCGGCAGAGCUGGAAGCUGUGGAUAGUCCCGCUGAAGAAGAGGAACUGAUCGUCCAAGGCGUUAGAUUUGCAUUUCGAGUGCAUCAGUUUGCGGGAGGGUUCGAUGUGGAAACGAUGAGGGCGUUCGAGGAGUUGAGGGAUAAGGCGAGGUCGUUGUCACGAGAGCCGAGCCAGCAACAGAGACUUGUUUGCGGCAGCAGCGGAAGGUUUUGCUAAGUUGGCGCCAUCAAUCUAUCUGUAGCAAACUCUGCUUCAGAGAGAAAUUCUGAAACCAUCAUCCUGGAGUGGAGCACGAGUUGUCUCUCCUGUUCUGUGUAAUAUACAAGUAAAGCCAAACAGUAAUGUGGAUUUUGUCAAUAGGGAAAAGGCGCCAUGCGAGCUGGCAAUCAUUAAUUAAUUUAUUCCUCUGCUCUUAAUUUCCUCUGGUCUGCUGGUGUUUUGUUUUGUUUUGUCUAAUAUAAAAUUGUAUGAUGUUCCUUUCCUUUCUGACUUAAUUGAGCUGACCAAACGCCAUUGCCGGGAGGUUGAAAGAAUGGUAUUCAUUAAAGAUCUGAAUGUAGG
This is a messenger RNA of Linum trigynum, 2492 nucleotides long. The record is from the annotation of a GenBank genome assembly. Lineage: Eukaryota; Viridiplantae; Streptophyta; Magnoliopsida; Malpighiales; Linaceae.